AUGUCGUCCUCCCCACCCCCAUCUCCUCAAGAAUUCUACGGCCCCUACCCAUCCCGCUACACCAUCUACACAGGCCCCUUCCCCAACGCGAUGGACGAAAUGAUGUACAUCAUGUUCAUCCUCCAACAACUCCGCUUCAUCUGCCUCCGCUUCCUCACCCGCGAUGAGCGUGGUGAGCUGGGAGAUGAGCAUCAGGCUGCUGCGAGGUUUGUUAGGUCGGUUGUUACGGGUUUCCCGGUUAGUUUUGAGGAUAUACCUGGGUCUAUAAGGAGAAUUGCGAGAAGUGCUGGUGAAUACGACACAUUAUAUCAGCCGCUACCUUUCGUAUUCGGAUACAACCUCCAGCCUCAGUUUCAGCGCGCUUUCGCUCCCCCUCAACCUGCCACCGCUGUUCAAGUCGAUUCUCUUCUUAACCAAAACUCAGCACCUUCUGCCACCGGCUCAGCAAACGCGCCCCAAGUCGGAGCUGUACCCAACCUUCAUCAGUUUUUUGGGACUACUUCUCAACUUGCCGAUAACGCGUCGCAUGUUCUAGCGGCUCAAACUUCUCAUGUCGUGUCCGACGAUCUUCAGGCCACCGCAAACGCUUUUCAGGCCGCAUUCGACACAUCCCACACCCAGGUCACAUCCAACACUCCUCAGGUCGCAGUCAACGAUUCUCAGAUCGUAGAAGACGCAUCCCAGGUCGCAGCUACCGCUCCUCAGGUCACAGAUAACGUGUCCCGGGCAGCCCACUUUCGCCAGGUUCUAAUCAAAGCUCGUGAGGCUUUAGCCAACACUGGCCGCCGGGUAAUCCACCCUAUCCCAGUCAUACCUAAAGCUUCCCAGGUCGUACCCAACGCUCCCACCACUAGCUCCUCCCCCGUCGCAGCCCACCUUCCCUCCCACUCUCGCCCUCUCCCUCCCAUCCCCUCUCCCUCCGUCUCCCAACAAACAAGCUCAACGCCAGCGGACAAGACGAAAGCGGUGAACCCAACGGCUCUCACCGUUUCCUCGUCCGCCCCAGCCCCCGUUCCUCGUGGCGAUUCUGAGGGCAAGACGAAAGCGGCUGUUACGAGGACAGUCGUUCCCUUGCCCUCCCCGCGCCCCGGCCCCCGCCGGUGCCCCUCGUCGAUCACCAUUCAAUGUCAUACACGGAUUUCUGGGAAUGGAGAGGUUAUUAGGGAGGUGGUGGUUACGAGUAAUGCUUUAGCUAAUCAUUUGAAGCGUCGUCGUGAGGAGAGUGAACAGGCUUUGGAGGAGGAAGAGGGUAAGAGGCAUUGUGGGCUUGGACGUGGAAAACCCCUCCAACGUGAAGGCGCGUUUAUCGACCGUGAGGGUCCUCAAGACGACGACGACAUUACGCCAGCCUCUUCAUGGAAUUUGCCCGCCAACGAUACGACUUUAUCAGAUGUCUUGCCAGUCAAUCAAGAAGAACAACCCGUCCCUGAUCAAGAUAUGGGUUCAGAAGAAUUGGAGGUUCCGCCAAGUGAACCCCCGCAAGUCGACCUUGUGGAGCAAGAAAUCGCCCGUCUUGAUGAGGAGGACCGUUUGUACCAUAUUUCGAAUCCGUUCAACCAGGGCAUAUCAGAAAACAAUGCAGCAGAAACCUCCCCCUCCCCACGCCAAAACACCCCCAAAGAGGGCUCCAUUGUUUUCCCAUGGGAUGACCCAAACAGGGUAUCGAAAUCCGUGCUUCUCAAGCGAGGGAGACAGCGAGCCAUUCGUCCGCGUGUGGGACUCCCUUACAAGCCGCCGAUGAACGCGUUUGGCCAGCCAAGACAUCUUGCUGGUUCGACCUACCACAACUAUACCCCAAUGACCCCAAUGCAACGGCACGGACACCUCCUGGAUCAGGAGAGGAGACUCUUCGAUCUCUGGAUAGCGCGACACCAGGCAAAAGUUCCUCCUCGAGGCAGAAACAACCGCAGAGCUGCAUACACCGACUUGCCUCCGCCACUUGUAAACGGUGACGCCUCGUACGCCAAGCUCUUCCAAGUUCAGUACUCCCAUCUGUUCACUGAGCCUAGCGAAGAACCUCCCCGUAAUACCUGGGCCCCCGAAGUUUUUGAAUAUUACCCAACGAAGCUUCGUGACUGUUUGACGGCUGAAGAACACUCUACUGCUUCUUCCACAUUGGACACUUCAGCUAUCCCUCCAGCUCUGCCCAACAACGGGGAAACAUCAUCAGGAGCACGACGAAUGGGAACACCCCUCCGCCGCCAAUACGCGUUCGAAUGGGAGAGCCAUCCCAAAUCUGGUGACCCCGUCGUGACCUCAACGCAACGUGAUUGGGAAGACCAGGUGCACAUCAAUACACGGGUUGAAAAUGCCCGUAGUAACAGUUCGAUGGAGGAAAAGGAGCAAACUGCUGCUUCUACUACAUCGGAUACUUCGACUAUCACUCAAGCUCUGCCCAACAACGGGGAACCAUCAUCUAGAAUGCAACGAAUGGGAACACCCCUCCGCCGCCAAUACGCGUUCGAAUGGGAGAGCCAUCCUGAAAAUGAUGGCCUCGUCGUGAUCUCAACGCAACGUGAUUGGGAAGACCAAGUGCUCAUUAAUACCCGGGUUGAAAAUGCCCGUCGUGACAGUUUGGUGGAGGAAAAGGAGCAAUGUGCUGCUUCUCCCACAUCGGAUACUUCAACUAUCCCUCCAGCUAUGCCCAACAACGGGCAACCAUCAUCAGGAGCACUACGAAGGGGAACACCCCUUCGCCGCCAAUACGCGUUCGAAUGGGAGAACCAUCCCGAAUCUGGUGACCCAGUCGUGAUCCCAACGCAACGUGAUUGGGAAGAUCAGGUGCACAUUAAUACUCGGGUUGAAAAUGCCCGUAACGCUCCUCAUGUCAGUAGGACGAGAGAACUGGUCAAUCAGAUUAGAGCCUCUUCUGCUGGCCCAUCCGCGUCGCGGUCAACGAUGUCUCCACCUCCUUCAACGACCGUUUCUGCGUCUGUUGGGGAAGGGUCCAUCGUCUCUCGCCUACCCUCACCCUCCGCCCCCGAGGCCCAACUACAAGUUGAGGCCAUGGAUGAGGACGACGACGACAUGUACGCUACCCAGGAAGAGACUGACGCUCAUUACGCAAGACUGGCGCGUCUAGAAGCCUCUCGAUCGACUCCGUCUCCUACCUCGUCUACUUCGACCAUUGUCGAGGAGGAGGAUUCGGCCGCUACAGCAGCUAACUCAUCCUUUCCUGCCUUCAACCCAGGCAACGUGCCAGCAGCCAUCGUCGCGGGUAUUCUCUCCAGCACACCUUCAAGUUCCUCCCUUCCAUCUCCCUCUCCCUCUCCGUCCCCUCCACCAUCGCUGAGGCCUACACGUCAGUCCUCGCCAUCUAAUUCCUCCACAUCCUCCUUUUCUUCGGAGGGAUCCAGGGGAACGAAGAGGUCACGCAGCGAUGAUGAGGAAGAGAGUGCAGAUGAUACUGAGGAAGAACGCGCGACUCGACGUCCUCGUCGGGCCUUAGAAGAGUCUACCCCUGCGAAACCAAGCCGUCUCUAUGGGAGGCUAUCGGGAGUCAAGGCCGUUGCGGAUUCUGUGAGGAGAGCGUUCAAAAAGAAGAAAAAUUAG
Molecule: messenger RNA, 3552 nt
Organism: Laccaria bicolor S238N-H82
Lineage: Eukaryota; Fungi; Basidiomycota; Agaricomycetes; Agaricales; Hydnangiaceae
Exons: 11
Coding region: 1-3552 (1183 amino acids)
Source: RefSeq, a predicted model, not a curated record